Messenger RNA from Zea mays, 692 nucleotides. Its product is annotated as ubiquitin-like protein 5. The transcript is spliced from 2 exons. The record is from RefSeq and is a predicted model, not a curated record. Gene Ontology annotation, biological process: protein modification process. Gene Ontology annotation, molecular function: protein binding. Lineage: Eukaryota; Viridiplantae; Streptophyta; Magnoliopsida; Poales; Poaceae. Bases 191 to 412 code for a protein of 73 amino acids.
CUCGCAGAUGGAAGGCUUCGAUACAUCGAACUGCAACCGCGCGACGUGGGGUAGAAUAUAAUCUGGUGCGCUCCCCCCGGCCCCCGCGAACAACUUCCUGCUUGCACGCAAGCCACUCCGAGGCCAAGUCUAGGGUUUGGGAAUCUGUAGGAGGGGAGAGGGGAGCGCGCUCAGGGUCAGGGAGGCGAAGAUGAUCGAGGUGGUGCUGAACGACCGCCUGGGGAAGAAGGUGCGGGUGAAGUGCAACGAGGACGACACCAUCGGCGACCUCAAGAAGCUGGUGGCGGCGCAGACGGGGACGCGCCCCGAGAAGAUCCGCAUCCAGAAGUGGUACAACAUCUACAAGGACCACAUCACGCUCAAGGACUACGAGAUCCACGACGGGAUGGGGCUCGAGCUCUACUACAACUAGGCGCCCUGACCCCAACCGUGCCCUGAUGUUAAUCCGAAUUCUGAAGUCAUGGGUGCGCUUCCAGUCACAGCGUCUUUAGCUAACAAGCUCGCAUACAUAUAGGCAACUUGAGUGAGCUAUGUAGUACGGAUAUGGUUGUGUGGCAAACUGCCAAUGACUAUUGACAUCCUUGCAUAUAUUGACAUGUGACAAGGAUCAACCUGCAAAACUGGUGCCCUGCUACUCGCAGACCUUAUUAUCUUAAAUAACACAGGUGGUGUGUUUUUCAAUUAUGUGAAAA